This is a messenger RNA of Symbiodinium sp. CCMP2592, 861 nucleotides long. NCBI's taxonomy places the organism in Eukaryota, Dinophyceae, Suessiales, Symbiodiniaceae. The record is from the annotation of a GenBank genome assembly.
AUGUGGGGUCCCAGGUGCGUGGUCUCAGUCGAAGAAGGCGGAGGCAGGGACGAGGCCGGAGCACUUAUCCUCACCCAAUAUGGGGUCCCAGGUGCGUGGUCUCAGCCCGAAGAAGGCGACGAGGCCGGAGCGCUUUUCCUCAACCAAUAUGUUCCAGGCGCGUGCUCGGAGGCGGGAGCGCUUAUCCUCAACCAAUAUGGGGUCCCAGGUGCGUGCUCUCGCGGACCAGGCCGGCGCAAUAUGGGGUUCCAGGCGCGUGGUCUCAGCCCGAAGAAGGCGGAGGCGGGGACGAGGCCGGAGCUGGGGUCCCAGGCGGGGACGAGGCCGGAGCGCUUAUCCUCGACCAACGUGGAGUCCCAGGUACGCGAUCUCGGCCCGAAGAAGGUGAAGGUGGGGUGCUUGAAGCCAGAAGAAGGCGAGCUUCAAGAGGAGGCGACAACAAGCUCGAAGGACUUACUCUCAGAAUACGUUCUCGGCGCGUGGUCUCAACCUGAAGAAGACAGAGGCGGCGACAAGGCCGGAGUGCCUAUCCUCAAUCAAUAUGGGGUCCCAGGUGCGCGGUCUCAACUUGAAGAGGAUGGAGGCGGGAACCAGGCCGGAGCACUUCUCCUCAACCAAUAUCGGGUCCGAGGUGCGUGGUCUCAACUCGAACAGGACGGAGGCGAGGAGAGGCCGGGAGGGCUUAUCCUCAACCAAUAUAAGUUUCCGAGGCAAGGACAAGGCCGGGAGGGCCCAUCCUCAACCAACAUGGGGUUCCGAGGUGUGGAAGUUCAAGCUGAAGAAGACACAGGUAGGGACAAGGCCGGGGGGGGGCUCAUCCUCAACCAGUAUGGGUUUCCGAGGCGUGGAAGCUCAAGCUGA